AUGGGUAUUUGUUAUGGGGUAUGUGAAUAGUAAGCAAAAAAUAUAGUAAAUCAAACUGCAAUAGUUACUGAGACAAUAAAAUAAGGAUUAUAAGAAGAUACAAUAAUAAGUGCAGAAAUUGAAUAGGAGAAAAGGUAUUUUCAUAUGGAAACAUGUGAAAUAUAUGAAGGAGACAUAGUUAAUGGAAUUCGGAAUGGAAAGGGGAGAUAAAUAUGGCCAGAUGGUAUAAACCGAAUGAUUUAGGUUCUUAUUAUGAGGAAAUUUUAUAAAUGAUAUGGCAGAUGGAAAGGGAAUAUUAGUAAAUUCAGAAGGGAAUGUAUAUGAAGGAGAAUGGUUAGAAGAUGAGGCAAGCAUUUUAGAAAAGUUAUAGCCAUGA
Messenger RNA from Paramecium sonneborni, 376 nucleotides. The record is from the annotation of a GenBank genome assembly. Lineage: Eukaryota; Ciliophora; Oligohymenophorea; Peniculida; Parameciidae.